GCGGCGUAGCUGACGAUUGGUGGAGAAGGCGGCGGCUGUCCUGGUGGAGGCGACGAAGGGGCGGGCUCCGGGAGUCCGGACGAGCCCGAGCGCGUCAACCCCUCGCGCUGAGGUGGUGGCUUGUGUCCCGCCGGCCCACUCCGUGUCGCCCCGCGCUGCUGUGGCCGCCGCGGCACCAUGGCUCUGUUCGUCGUGCUCCUGUCCUUGCUGGUGGCGGGUGUUUUGGGGAACGAAUUUAUUAUACUAAGAUCACCAGGGUCCGUUGUUUUCCGAAAUGGAAAUUGGCCUAUACCAGGAGAUCGAAUCCCAGAUGUGGCUGCGUUGUCCAUGGGCUUCUCUGUGAAAGAAGACCUUUCUUGGCCAGGACUUGCCGUGGGUAACCUGUUCCAUCGUCCUCGGGCUACGGUUAUGGUGAUGGUGAAGGGAGUAGACAAACUGGCUCUACCCCCAGGCAGUGUCAUUUCAUACCCUUUGGAGAAUGUUGACUUGCUCUUUCUUUCUGAACUACAAGUACUACAUGAUAUUUCAAGUUUGUUGUCUCGUCAUAAGCAUCUAGCCAAGGAUCAUUCUCCUGAUUUAUAUUCACUGGAGCUAGCAGGUUUGGAUGAAAUUGGGAAACGUUAUGGAGAAGACUCUGAACAAUUCAGAGAUGCUUCUAAGAUCCUUGUUGAUGCUCUGCAAAAGUUUGCAGAUGACAUGUACAAUCUUUAUGGUGGAAAUGCAGUGGUAGAGUUAGUGACUGUCAAGUCAUUUGACACAUCCCUUGUGAGGAAGACAAGGACUAUCCUUGAGACAAAACAAACAAAAAACACAGCAAGUCCCUACAACCUUGCAUAUAAGUAUAAUUUUGAGUAUUCAGUGGUUUUCAACAUGGUACUUUGGAUAAUGAUCGCCUUGGCCUUGGCUGUGAUUAUCACCUCUUACAAUAUUUGGAACAUGGAUCCUGGAUAUGAUAGCAUCAUUUAUAGGAUGACAAACCAGAAGAUUCGAAUGGAUUGAACUUUCCUUAUGCCAAACUUAGAAAAGGAGUUUCGAAUUUGGCUGUUUUAUUAAAAUAUAUCUCCUAGUGUGGUUUAAAGUAGAUAGUAUACUUUAAAUUUAUAAAGAAAAAAAAGCAAAUUUUGUUCUCUAUUUUGUGUGUGCCUGUGAUGUUUUUUUAGAGUGAAUUAUAGUAUUGAUGUGAAUUGAACUGUGUGAUAUAGAUUCCAUAAUAUGCUCAAAUAUUAUGAUAUAGCCAUUUAAUAACAAUUUCAUUCCAUUUAAUAAAUUUGGAAAUAUGCACUGAAAGAAAUAUAAAACGCUUAGAAUAGCUUGUGUUAUUUAUGUUGGAAAAAUGCACUGAAUUUAUUAGAGAAUCUUAUGAAUGCCUAACUUCCUUACACAGGAUAGGUGAAAAUUGUAUUUGGGCUGUAGUAUACUAUGAACCAUUUGUAAAUGUCUUAAUUUGAUGUAAAUAUCUCUGAAACAAGAAAAAAGGCUUUUAAUUUAGAGCAGCCGUAGAAUAUGGAUGUGCUUACACAAUCGCUUAGUUUUGGAACUGUAUCCGAUUGACAGAGGAUAGCUGUUUUUUAACCUUCUGCAAGUCCGGUGAUCCAUAUGGUCUAAUAUGGAUAUUAAAAAUACUACAUUGAUCUAAGAAGAGACUAGCUUUGUGGAGUAUAGAUGCUUUUAAUUGUACACACAAAAACAAAUCUUUGGGGGACAUCUUGAGGCAUGAAUAUAAAAUAUUUUUAUUUCAGUAACUUUUUCCCUGUGUAGGUUACUAUGGUUUGUGGUACAACUUCAUUCUAUAGAAUAUUAAGUGGAAGUGGAUGAAUUCUACUUUUCAUGUGGAAGUGGACCAAUGUCUUUAAAGAGUGACAAAUAAAGUCAAUGAUUCCAAA
This is a messenger RNA of Propithecus coquereli (Coquerel's sifaka), 1883 nucleotides long. It is a transcript of the gene ATP6AP2, whose product is annotated as ATPase, H+ transporting, lysosomal accessory protein 2. The transcript has 7 exons. Gene Ontology annotation, biological process: positive regulation of Wnt signaling pathway. Bases 178 to 999 code for a protein of 273 amino acids. NCBI's taxonomy places the organism in Eukaryota, Metazoa, Chordata, Mammalia, Primates, Indriidae. Gene Ontology annotation, molecular function: signaling receptor activity. Gene Ontology annotation, cellular component: external side of plasma membrane; membrane. The record is from RefSeq and is a predicted model, not a curated record.